GUGUUCCUGUGGUGAUGAGCCAGAGGGACAGGAAGAAGGUCCAGAAGAAGAAGAAGAGAAGCUUCUACUACAUCACCAUGCUUCGUGACCCUGUGUCUCGCUACCUCAGCGAGUGGAAGCACGUGCAGCGCGGAGCCACCUGGAAAACGGCGCUGCACAUGUGUGACGGCCGACCUCCUACCCAGGACGAACUUCCUGCCUGCUACAACGGCGAGGACUGGACCGGCGUUCCUCUGGCUGACUUCAUGAACUGCCCCUCUAACCUGGCCAACAACCGUCAGGUCAGAAUGCUGGCCGACCUCAGCCUGGUGGGCUGCUACAACAUGUCCUCCAUGAGCGAGUUGGAGCGUGGACGCGUGCUCCUCGCCAGCGCCAAGGCCAACCUUCGCAACAUGGCCUUCUACGGCCUGACGGAAUUUCAGCGAAAGACGCAGUACCUGUUUGAGCGGACGUUUGGCCUGCGCUUCAUCAAGGCCUUCACGCAAAUCAACAGCACACGCGCUGCUAGCGUGGGAAUAAGCGAAAAGGUGCGGUGGCGCAUCGAGGGCCUGAACGCCCUGGACAUGGAGCUGUACGAGUACGCCAAGAAUCUCUUCCUGCUCCGCUACCAGUACAGCCGUCAGAGGCAGCACCAGGAGGAGCGACUGAGGAGGAGGCAGGAGAGGCGGGAGCAGCAGUCGUACAGGACCAUAUUGUCCAAGCUGUGGAAUCUGGGAGGUGGCGGAGGAGCAGGAGAAGGAGACUCAGAGGAAGGGAAGGUUCUGGAGACUGUGGCCACCACAGAGGACUACAGCAGCCAAGUGGUGAGGUGGUGAGGAGAACCAUGUUCUGUCU
Cynoglossus semilaevis (tongue sole) is the source of this 834-nucleotide messenger RNA. RefSeq names its product heparan-sulfate 6-O-sulfotransferase 3-B-like. NCBI's taxonomy places the organism in Eukaryota, Metazoa, Chordata, Actinopteri, Pleuronectiformes, Cynoglossidae. The transcript is spliced from 2 exons. Gene Ontology annotation, molecular function: heparan sulfate 6-sulfotransferase activity. The record is from RefSeq and is a predicted model, not a curated record. The coding region runs from base 15 to 815 and encodes 266 amino acids. Gene Ontology annotation, cellular component: membrane.